Messenger RNA from Rhodamnia argentea, 610 nucleotides. RefSeq names its product barwin-like. The record is from RefSeq and is a predicted model, not a curated record. Lineage: Eukaryota; Viridiplantae; Streptophyta; Magnoliopsida; Myrtales; Myrtaceae. Bases 47 to 481 code for a protein of 144 amino acids. Gene Ontology annotation, biological process: defense response to bacterium; defense response to fungus. Gene Ontology annotation, molecular function: RNA nuclease activity. The transcript has 2 exons.
AUCUCCUUCAACAACAAGAAAAACCCACCGUUCUUUCUUGCAAAUCAUGGGGAGAUUUAGCCUCUGUCUGGCGUUGUUGCUUUGCCUCGCCAUCUCCACAGCCGAUGCCCAGAGCGCUAGCAACGUCAGGGCGACCUACCACUACUACAACCCCGCGCAGAACGGGUGGGACUUGAAUGCCGUCAGCGCUUACUGCUCGACCUGGGACGCGGGCCAGCCGCUGGCGUGGCGGCAGAAGUACGGUUGGACCGCCUUCUGCGGGCCGGUCGGGCCUCAAGGGCAAGAGGCUUGCGGCAAAUGCUUGAGGAUCACAAACACCAGGACCAAUGCGCAAAUUAUCGCCAGGAUCGUCGACCAGUGCAGCAACGGAGGGCUCGAUCUGGACUACGAAACCAUCUUCCAUCCGCUGGACACCGACGGGAAUGGAUAUAACCAAGGACACCUCAUUGUGAACUAUGAGUUCGUCAACUGUGGUGACUAAAUCGCACCUGGUUUCUAGUUUUCGGAUUUUCAUGCUCAGAAAUAAUAAGACUUUGCUCAGAAAUAAAUGAUCACUUCUUCUGUAAUAGAAGUUGUCAUUACGGAAUAAUAAACAAAAUUAUUGUUAUGA